UCUUUUCAGUUUGCACUGAAGCUAACCACUCCCUAGUUUAUCAACAACAUGGCGAUCGCCAAUGGAAGCCUUGCUUUAGCAAUCAUUGGGUUGAUCACGGCUGGUAUAGUAACCAUCGUCGCCAUUGUUGCGAUUUACGAGUGCGCCAAGAUGGCCAUGAAAGUGUACUUGCGAGAAGGCAUCGGCAACCAACAGCGCUACACGGCGGCGUCGUCGUCGUCCUUCGCCAACGGCGCCGGCGGCGGCGGCGACGCGGGUGUCGAGAUGGGCAGCAUGAGCCACUUCAUCGAGGGCCUCCAGAACGAGCGGCCCGUCCGGUUCAGCGCGGCGCAGCUGCGCGUCUUCACCAAGAACUACUCCCACAAGGUCGGCUCCGGCGGGUUCGGCGUGGUGUACCGCGGCAGGUUCCCGAGCGGCGCGCCGGUGGCCGUCAAGGUGCUCAACAGCACGCUCGGGAAGCGCGCCGAGGAGCAGUUCAUGGCGGAGGCGCUCGUGUACGAGUACAUGGAGAAGGGCUCGCUCGACCGCCACCUGUUCGACAACUCGGCGCCGGAGAAGAUCGCCUUCGACAAGCUCCACGAGAUCGCCGUCGGGACGGCGAAGGCGGUGCGGUACCUGCACGAGGAGUGCGCGCAGCGGAUCAUCCACUACGACAUCAAGCCGGAGAACGUCCUCCUCGGCGCCGGGCUGGCGCCCAAGGUGUCCGACUUCGGGCUCGCCAAGCUCUGCGACAGGGAGGACACCCACCUGACGAUCACCGGCGCGCGCGGCACGCCCGGGUACGCGGCGCCGGAGCUGUGGAUGCCGCUGCCGGUGACGCACAAGUGCGACGUGUACAGCUACGGGAUGCUGCUGUUCGAGAUCCUCGGGAGGCGGCGGAACCUGGAGCUCGGGGUGCAGCAGCAGCACGAGCACGGCCGGGAGACCGGCGGCCAGGAGUGGUACCCGCGGUGGGUGUGGCACCGGCUCGAGGCCGGCGAGACGGAGGCCGUGCUAGCGCGGGCGAGGGCGGCGGACGGGAAGGAGAGGGAGAAGGCGGAGAGGGUGUGCAUGGUGGCGCUGUGGUGCGUGCAGUACCGGCCGGAGGACAGGCCGUCCAUGGGCAGCGUCGUGCGGAUGCUGGAGGGGGAGGACCACAUCGCCUCGCCGCGCAACCCGUUCGCGCACCUCGCGCCGUACGCCGCCGGCUCGACGCCGUCGGGGUACACCACCACCGCCACCACGGAAUCGGGUAGCUCGUCAGCUCGUACAGGCAAUGGUACGGGCCGGUCAGCUUGA
Molecule: messenger RNA, 1278 nt
Organism: Oryza brachyantha (malo sina)
Lineage: Eukaryota; Viridiplantae; Streptophyta; Magnoliopsida; Poales; Poaceae
Product: rust resistance kinase Lr10-like
Exons: 3
Coding region: 49-1278 (409 amino acids)
Biological process (GO): protein phosphorylation
Molecular function (GO): protein kinase activity; ATP binding
Source: RefSeq, a predicted model, not a curated record